GAGAAAAGAAGAUGAAUAGGAAAUCAAGAAGUUCGUUAAAAAAGGUGUCCACCCAGGCGGAGGAAGAGACGAAUCCUGCGAUAUCAAUUAAGCGUCGCAUCAGUUUCAGUGGCAAGAAAUUCAUAAGAGAAUUUGUUGCAACAGAGAAGGCGAGAGACUAUGACCAUUCAUAUGAAAUAUCAGAUAAUACCAAUGGCUCCGACAGCUCUGACCAAGCUCAUGGCACGGUGGCCGCAUCUGUGCUGCAAAGUACAGCGCAUAUUUCGCUGACCAUUGAUGAGAUGGACAAGGAAAAUGCACCACUUGCCAUUGCGGCGGGUGACGCGAGUGGCUCACUGCACGAUCAAUAUUCCAUGAACGAUUGCACACUCAAAUUUCAGACGAGCAUCAAUGUGACGCUGUUGCCGGAUGAGUUGAAAGGCAAUCGUAACCGCACUGAAUCAUCGACUGCUUUAAUGGAGCUUACGUCCAGCGACAGUUUGUCUCUGUAUGAAGUGGAGCGGGAUAAACUGCGCGAGAACAGCAUGUACAAUAAGAGAGUGCUUGAGAAAACUAUAGAUCUCUUGCCACCCAAAAUGGUGUUUUCCGAGCUGAUGCCAAAGCAAAUGGAAUUGGAAAAUGUUCAAAAAACAACUGUAAUGUCUAUGGACGUAAGCUGUGUGACUACAAAGGAAAAAGAGCUCGAGCAAAAGACGGUGAUGUUUGAGAGCCACGAUAUAACGUGUGAUUUUGAAGAUAUUGAGCCAGCUGCAGUUGCGGCGAUUAAGCCAACGCAAGAGAUAAUUGAUUCGCUUGAUGCGAAUGACAGAAAUUAUUUCAAUUAUUUGACAGAUGAUUCGACGCUGUCCUCGCCGUUAAUACCACUGGAUGUCAUUUCGGAGAACGGCAUCAGCAAGAAGCUCAACUAUCGCGAGCUGAACGAUGCAUUGAACUCAGGCCGCCUAAAGGUGUAUGCCAAUGGGCCGAGAACACCAGCCACAGAUCGCACAGCGAAACAACGGUCAUUUUGGCAUGACCCAGAGCAGCAGCCAAUGGAUGAGGAUGUUCCACAGAUAGAAACCAUUAAGCGUCGCGGCACGCUUAACUUUAAUGAUAGCAUGAUCGUAUCGCCUGUUCCGCAGAAGACCGAAUCAAAGCCGAUGGCUAAAACCGAUCAAUCAGUUAAACGAAAUUAUCGCUUCUCGCAAGCGGACGAGCUGAUGCUGGACAAUACCAACUUUCUGGUCCAUGCCAAAAUGGGCGAUGAAACGCAGUCGCAAAGUACCUCCAAAUGCUCCUCGCGACGUGAGAUGACGUGCGAUAAUACUGCCAUGGAAUUGGAUGAUCUGGACAAACAUGAAGCAGCAGUUGCAGCAGCCCUGGCAUCUGUCAAAUACAGGAAAUCCCUGCAUUGUUUGGAAGGAAUGGAAGGAGACGAUUUCUUAAGCCCCCCCAAAGAUGCAAUAGAUACACAAACUGAUCAAAAAUGUAGUCGCAAUAAUAUAAUUGGGGAAGAUGCUAAUAAGGCGUUGCAAGAUGAGCAGCGCAGCAGGCCAAGGCAAACAUUGCACAUGGUUGAACCCAUUGAAGAGAUCUCCUCACCUGCUGCUCCAAGAGAGCCGCAAUAUAACAAGCAACGGACAACGAUGCACAUGGCUGAGCCCAUCACAGUGGAUAUUGUAAAACCACAAAUUGAAUCUAAGGAUCAACAGCAGGCAAUUUCUGCACCGAAGCUGAACAGCAAGGCACGUCGAGAAACUUUACACUUGGCGGAAGCAAUGGACGAAGACAUAGAAGAACCUCGUCAGGAAUAUCAAUUAAAACAGGUAACUGCUUCAGUGGAAUAUUCGUGCAGCAGACGAAGACAAACCUUGCACAGUGUGGAAUCCAUGGAUGAAUCUCUCUGCGCGGACAACAAUUUGCCAACAGCUGCUGCUGUUGCUGCUUUGAUUAAACCGAAUCGUAACCAAUACAGGCAAACAAUGCACCUGGCUGAAGUCAUUCAGGAGGAGAAUAUUAUUGGACCACAACAUGAGCUGAAGCCACUGCAACAAUACUCUAGGCGUAGACAGACCUUAGUGCUGGCCGAUCCCAUUGAAGAUGACAUCUCCUGCGCACAGAAGGAUUCUAUGCCGGCAGGUGUCCCAAUAGAAUCGCAUCCAAACAAGCGAAGACAAACAAUGCAUAUGGCUGAGACUAUUGAGGAGGAUGACAUCAUUCCACCCCAACAGUUAAUGUCAAUCAGUGAAACUUCUGGAAGGGGUCCGCAGAAAACGAAGCGUAGACAAACACUACGCAUCGCUGAGUGCAUUGAAGAAGAUAUUGUCAAACAACACACAGAGCUUAAAUCACAGACAGUAGCUCCUAGAAAGCGGCGACAAACACUGCACCUGGCUGAGUCCAUUGAGGAAGAUACGUUCUGUGCACAAAAAGAAGUCGGUUCAAUGUCGAAGGCUGUCAGUCCUAACUUCCAAAUUUAUGAAUCAGUUGAUGAAGAUGCCUUAAAACCACAGCAGGAAUUAAAGUCCAAGUCAGCAGUUCCUAAACUGGAACAGCAGUACAACAGGAGGAGACAAACAUUGCACUUGGCGGAUCCCAUUGAGGAAGAUGCGUUCUGUGCACAAAAAGAAGUCAGCUCAAUGUCGAAGACUGCCAAUCAAAAAUUCCAAAUGGAUGAAUCGGUUGAUGAGGAAGUCUUAAAACCACAGCAAAAAUUACAGUCCAAGUCAGCAGUUCCUUCACUGGAACAGCAGUACAACAAGAGGAGACAAAAAUUGCACCUGGCAGAUCCCAUUGAGGAAGAUGCGUUCUGUGCACAAAAAGAAGUCAGCUCUGUGUCGGCGGCUGUCUGUCCUAACUUCCAAAUGGAUGAAUCAGUUGAUGAGGAAGUCUUAAAACCACAGCAAAAAUUACAGUCCAAGUCAGCAGUUCCUUCACUGGAACAGCAGUACAACAGGAGGAGACAAACAUUGCACAUGGCAGAUCCCAUUGAGGAAGAUGUGUUCUGUGCACAAAAAGGAAGUCAGCUCUCUGUCGGCGGCUGUCUGUCCUAAUUCCAAAUGGAUGAAUCAGUUGAUGAGGAAGUCUUAAAACCACAGCAAAAAUUACAGUCCAAGUCAGCAGUUCCUUCACUGGAACAGCAGUACAACAGGAGGAGACAAACAUUGCACAUGGCAGAUCCCAUUGAGGAAGAUUCGCUUUGUGAACAGAAUAAUUUGAGGGCACCGGUUGCUCCAAUCAAAAGUCGAAUGCAAUUGCAAUCCCAAACAGCAGUUCAGUCAGUUGAGAAGCAAAGCAACAGACAGAGACAAGCUGUGCUCAUUUCGGAGGAUAUUAUUUGCAGAAAUGAGGACAGCAACUUGAGAGCAAAGCACCAGCUAAAGUCCAGGCAAACAUUACAUAAAGCCGAGUCUAUGGAGGUGGUCAUUUGUGAUGCGGCUAAAUCCCUCAGACUAGAAGGAGCUUCUGCUGAUCAACUUGACCCAGUUCAGAUGGAAGAAUCAAUGGAGGAAUACAUCAGUUGUGUGCCAAGACACACCGUUCACAAAGUAGAACCUAUGGUUGAGGAAAUGCCAACAGCCAGGCGAACUGAGCAGCGCAGUAGCAGGCCAAGAGUCACACAACUGCUCUCGGAGUCCAUGGGUAUACAGCUGCUAAGCCAGAGCUCAGGCGAAGAUGUUGAGAAAGCUUGUGCUGAAAGUCCAUCGGAUUCAACCGAAUGGUUGGCUCAGAUGCGCAACAAAGCGCGUCAAACGCUAACUGAGGACAAGUCCGCGUCUCCAAUUGAAGGCAAGGCAAAUGCCCUGAAGCUAAAACACAGCAAAUCAAUUAUGGAAACGCCCAAAAUGAAUAAAGAGCAACAGUUGCUGCGUCACAACUACUUCCCCAUCACACCGGGUCGGUCAAUGAUCGAGUACGAGGACCUGGAGGAGGAAUGCAAAUCUGAUAGUCGCACUCCAACUCCUCCGGCGGCUGCUGCUGCCCGCUCCACAUACCAAGCUGUCGAUAAGGACCUCGACAUGGAUACUUCAAAUUAUGACACACCUAUUCGCGCUGCUGACAAGAAAACGACUUCAUUCAAUAUCAAACGUUUGCCGACACACUUGACACCAAAUUUGCCGCAAUCCAAGAAACGCAACACGCAAUCGAUACAACUGGAAGAUAGAAAUAAAGAAAAUGAGGAACAAUUAACGCCUGCUGCUAGGAACAGAUCUCGCAUUCCAAUCCUCUCCAAAAGCAUUAACCAAAACUCGCCAUGGUGCGAACCUGAGCAACUGGACGGCACCGUGCAGAUGGUCAGGGCACAGAUGACGCAACAGACUCGCAGCCAUUUCGAAACGGGUAUCACAAAUCUGCUGGCUGAUGGCAAGCAUGCAAUUUGCUAUGACGAUAAUCCCAUUAUCAUAUCCGAUGUGUCCAACCAUUUUAUGGCACAGCGGGAACUGGCCAAGCGCUCUGUUGAGCAGCCCAAUGAUGCCUCCGGAGAUAGUCGUAACUCAAAUGAGCUCAACUUUAAAAGCUAUGCCACAGCGCACAGAGAGUUCAUAAAUCUGAGUGGCGAUACUGUCAUCUUUGCCGCUGCUGAAUUGCCAGACGACGGAGAGGCGAAUGAUUGUGAGAUUGAGAAGACGCAACUCAGUUUGGUCUCCACCUUGCUAGACGAAGAGAAUGACGAUGAAGAUAGGGCUGACCAGAGUAACAGCAUUGAAUUGGAAUCUGAUGGCGAAGUCGAAGCCGAGCCCGAAGCUUGCCUCGAGCAACUGAAUCCGCCAGCUGUCGCCGGAGCUGUGGACGCAUGCAAGAAGUGUAAGCAUUGCAGGCGCUCUGUCGAUUUGGGACGCAACAGUUUGGGCGACUCAUUUGAAUUGCCCGAUUGGCGUGAGCUGAACGUGGAAUUUGAGCGUCUGGAGCGUUUGCGUAAACGGAAACGUCUUUCCGAUGUCCAUCGUUAUUGGGAGCUCAAGAAACUUGAGCGUUACUCACAUUCCGGCGAUGAGACGGCCAAUCAUAUAAAUGAAACAUCCAAUGCCAUAAGCGACACAACAAAUCGCUUAAAUCUGCCACAAAUGCUGGAGAUGUUCAACACCAAGUGGCAAGAGUACAAGAAAAUCAUUUGCAAGCCAAACCGCGUGGAAACGUUUGUUAAACGCCUGGAAGCCUCAAUGCGUGCCCAGCUGCCCAACUGGAUAUUUGAUUAUAAGCUUCAAAACCAGCACAAAUAUAUAUUCUCACAUCGCAAAAUAACCACAUUUCGCAUCGUUGUUAGCUACAAGCCGCUUGAUUCAUUGGAGACGGAGAUAUGUGUGGACAGCAUUCAAUUGGACACUGUGACCCUUGUUCCUAAAGCACUAUGGAGCACCUAUGAACAUUUGAUGGAUUUCCAGCUGAGGCUUAAGCUGCCAUUAAACCUGGACAACUUGUUGGAUGGCAAUGAUGUUGAAGCUUUUGUAUUAUUUCUACAGCACAUAGAUAGUAUUUGUAUGGAAAUCAGAGGGAUUUGCAAUAGUAUGCACACGGUGCUGAUCGCGGCACAAGCCCGUCUUAUAAGGGAACCAAAUCGCACUGUUGUUAGGAAAACCGUGCGCAGAUUAAUCAAGGAGGAGGAUGAGGCAUAUAUGCGAGUGGAGAAAGCCCACUUUUGCAUUGAAAUCGGUAAUGUUCGAGAGAUGUCGUUCAAGGACAUUCUAGAGCCGCCGAUAUAUCAUUUCGAUGAGAACAUUCAAUUUUUACCAAAGGGUAUUGCAUUUCUGGAAGCCUUCAUCCAUAAUCCAGAACAAUAUUUAAAGCGCAACGUCGAUAAUUAAUGUUGUUCUCACGCAACUAUAGCAGAGCUAACCCGAUUCAAUGCAUAUACAUACAUUAUUGUAAUUUCAGAUUAGACUAUUUCUUGUGUACAUAUACGACUUACUUCAGUUGGCUAACAUAUUUAAUUGUAAAAGUUCUCAUUUGAUUUUGUAAUGCAAG
Molecule: messenger RNA, 5943 nt
Organism: Drosophila grimshawi
Lineage: Eukaryota; Metazoa; Arthropoda; Insecta; Diptera; Drosophilidae
Source: RefSeq, a predicted model, not a curated record